Messenger RNA from Juglans microcarpa x Juglans regia, 1288 nucleotides. RefSeq lists its product as uncharacterized. NCBI's taxonomy places the organism in Eukaryota, Viridiplantae, Streptophyta, Magnoliopsida, Fagales, Juglandaceae. Bases 425 to 1081 code for a protein of 218 amino acids. The record is from RefSeq and is a predicted model, not a curated record. Gene Ontology annotation, biological process: endoplasmic reticulum to Golgi vesicle-mediated transport; intracellular protein transport. Gene Ontology annotation, cellular component: endoplasmic reticulum membrane; endoplasmic reticulum. The transcript has 2 exons.
UCCAAUAAUUAACUGUGCUCUCUGCAAAAAGAACAACUUUCUUACCAUAAACUGCUGAAUGCACAGAUCUGUACAGUCCUUAAAAUCCUCAAUUGCUUGGGGAUGAAACCAGGUUGAUCCUUUGUGAGGUGGGAUUCCUUUAAAUUCUGUGAAAAGUGUAAACCCAUUUAAGAAAAUUAAGGCUUUGCAUUAGUGGUUCCUGUUUUUGUUGAGAGCAGAUGUAAUUCGGGUUUUGCUCUUGUUUCAAUAGGAAGUUUCUUCUUUGUUCUUUCUAUUAGUGGAUGGGUCUAGGGAUGUAUGGAUUCGUUUAUUUGAAGCAUAAAACUAGUUUCUUUGAGUGGUUUUCUGUAAAUUGGCAUUGAGGAAAACUAAAGGGUUUUUCAAAGCCGCAACAAGGUCUGUAUUGCUCUGUUUAAGCAGAGAAAUGAUUCAGUUGCUGUUCUUGGUCUUGUUCGCUGAGGUUGUUCUGGCAUUCCUUCUAUUGAUCAAGAUUGGGCCAUUGAGAGAGCUUGUGAUGAAGACUUUGGAUCAACUGAAGAUGGGGAGAGGUCCUGCUACGAUGAAAACCAUAGCUGGUACUAUGUCUGUGAUUCUCCUGUCCAGCCUUAUGAGUAUUGUUAAGAUCCAGAACAAGGGUGCAAAGCUUGGUACCAUGUCACCCAUGGAUCAGGUUCUAUGGAGGACCCAUUUGCUCGAGGCUUCUCUCAUGAGUUUUACCCUAUUUCUUGGAUUCAUGAUUGACCGUAUGCACCAUUAUCUCCAAAAGCUUAUCCGGUUGAGGAGUAGUGUGGGAGCUUCAAAAGAGGAAGUUGAAAGGCUUCAAAAAGAAAAGAUUCAGUUCAAAGAAAAAGAAGAGAAAGCUUCCAAGGAGAUAAAGCUGCUGCAAGGAGAAAUUGCAACCCUAUCAGAGAAUUUGAAAAAGCUGAAGCAAGAAACUGAGGAAAAGGAUAAGAGGGUUGAAACUGCUGAAAGCCAUGUAGCAUCCCUUCAAAAACAAGCUGCAGAUCUACUUCUUGAAUAUGAUCGUCUAUUAGAAGACAACCAAAAUCUUCAGACUCAAGCUCUAGGAUAUAGGAGUUAACUUUGAAAGGUAUCGAGGAUGGGAGUUUAUUCUGGUCACCGGUGAUGUUAAUGAAACGUAUCCUUAUUGCAAGGAAAGGGUGUUUGUUUUGCCCUUCCAAGAGGGAAAGUGGAGAUGGAAUAGUUGUAAUAUUCUAAAAUUUUGUACUUGUCAGAAGAAGUUCUAAAAAUUUAGUUAGUCUAACUGAUAUUGUUUGUCUUUCGUCUU